Messenger RNA from Verticillium dahliae VdLs.17, 2211 nucleotides. RefSeq names its product SAM binding motif containing protein. The transcript has a single exon. Lineage: Eukaryota; Fungi; Ascomycota; Sordariomycetes; Glomerellales; Plectosphaerellaceae. The record is from RefSeq and is a predicted model, not a curated record. Bases 1 to 2211 code for a protein of 736 amino acids.
AUGGAGUAUGGCGGGUACAUGUAUGCCGGCGCUGCCCCUUUCCCUCCCAUCUACCAACGGACGGCCCAGGAGAAGAAGAAGGCCGCUGCCAUCAUCGCCGCUGCUGCUGCUGCUGCUGCUGCCGACGGCGACGAUCAACAGAACGGGGACCAGACCAGAGACCGAAACCGAGACAAGAAGCCUAGCAAGGCACCGCUCUUCCUGCGUCGAGCGCAUUCGGCGGGUAGGAAGGAGAAGGACCGGAAGCCCAGCCGCUUUCGACACACCCACACCCGGACGCACAGUGGCAGUUCCGGAUCUGUCAGUUCCUCACACGAGGCAGGCCUCAGCACAACCACGACUGCGCUGUCGCUGGUGACCUCAUCAUCAUCUUCCUCUCCGUCUCUCGACAAGCACAAGCACAACGACGACAACGACAACGACCACGACGCUGACGACGACAGCCAAGACACUGGUUCUCGCACUCCCAGGGCGCCCACCUCACCAGGUGCCAAGAGCGCGGCCCGCCAUCCUCGGUACCAUUUUGGGUUGCCAAAAGAUUUCGACAGCGUCGACCUAAAGGCCGCCAUCCCCCCACUUCCUCAACAUCGCGACCACGGCAGUGAACAGGACGCAUUCCGCGGGCGAAGCGGCACGCGCCGGACGACCCUUGACCGGCUUCAGGUCCCACGAAGUCGCAACCUCUUCUCGUCACAACAAACCCCCUCGUCUGCCACCUCGCCGCAUCAUGCCAGCAUGCUCACGGAUGGCGACCCUACGACACCCCACGCCUCGUCCUUUUCCCAAACCAAGUCGCCCUCGUCCUUCUCCAUCAUCCCUAUUAUGGACCACACGACAGCCGCUGCCGCAUUCCACGCCCACAACGCCCAGACACGCACCAUGAAUUCCUCCGCCAUGACCCUCGCCGGCAUGAACACGUCGAACCCCUCCCUCGACGGCACCAACACCACCGACACGCCGUCCGUCCGCGGGAGCACCAGCGCCGCUUCUGCUUCUGCUUCGGCGCAGAACCUCACCCGGCCCGCCUUCGCCCUGCGCAACUCCCGCACCUACCUUGCCGACACCACCCUGCCGUAUCCCUUGCCCGUCGACCUCGCCGAACUGCACCGCCAGUCCCUACGCACUCUCCUCUUGACCCAAGUCUUUGGCGGCCCCGUAUGCUCUCCAAUCUUUGCCGACAAGCCACCCACGCGUGUGCUGGAGAUUGCCUGUGGGCCCGCCUUCUGGUCGACCAUGUGUCACCGUUGGUUUGCCGCCCGCGGCCACACCAACAUUUCUUUUACCGGCAUUGACGUCGCGCCGAUCGCACCGACGGAGCGUCUGGAUCGAGACAUGCGAUGGCGUUUCGUCCAGCACGACCUCCGCAGCUUGCCCUGGCCUCUGCCCGACGGCCACUUUGACCUCGUCAUGGUCAAGGACACGUCCCUCGCCAUCCCCUCACAAUUACAACAGCCCGCCAUGGACGAAUACCUCCGCCUCCUGCGCCCCGGCGGCGUCCUCGAGAUUUGGGAGUCCGACCACCAAGUCCGCAUGCUCCGGCCGCACGCGCCAGUGCAGCACGCCGAAGCCGCCGAGGAGCCGUCAUCGUCAGAAGAAGAAGAAUCGACCGAAGAAGAGGAGGAGUCCUCCUCGUCCUCCGUCGCCGAAGAUGGCGCCGCCUCCUCAACCUCGCCCUCGACGCCGCUCGCCGCCUCCCUCGGCGCCUACCUCAUGACCGCCAACACACCGCUCUCAUCGCCGAUGAACCCGUACCUUGUCGAAUACAACACGUGGCUGCACCGGGCGCUCGGCCCACGCGGCCUAUCGCCGGUGCCGUGCACGCUCGUGGGGCCGUCGCUGCUGCAAGAGUCGGACGACCUCACCGAUGUGCGCAGCCGGCGGCUGGCGAUCCCGCUGGCCGAGGUGCGCUGGGAGCGCGAAGGGGUCGGCGGUGUCGUGACCAAGGACGGCAAGAGCUACGUGCGGCGGCGUGAGGGCGGCGGGCGGGCCAAGCGGCUGAGCGAGGGGCAGGCGGCGGUGCGGCGGACGGCCAUGCUGACGGUCGUGCAGUUUGUGCAGAGCCUCGAGCCCAUGCUGCGCGAGACGAGCGGCAAGAGCCGGGACGAGUGGGACCUGUGGAUGGGCCGCAUGGUCGGCGACCUCAUGGGCGGCGAUGGCGCCGGGUGCGGCGAGUGUCUGGAGGUUGGGGCGUGGUGGGCGAGGAAGAAGUAA